CACCCAAAGACAACAAACCGUCGGGUUCUGGGUACAAGGACGUUUAGAUUGAGCGCCAUUGGAAAUGGGAUGAUUUUUAGAAUAAACUGAGUGGUCAGCACUGUCCCCUCACAGCAAGAAGGUCCGGGUUCGAGCCCAGCAGCUGGCGAGGGCCUUUCUGUGUGGAGUUUGCAUGUUUUCCCAGUGUCCGCGUGGGUUUCCUCCGGGUGCUCCGGUUUCCCCCACAGUCCAAAGACAUGCAGAAACUGUGUGUCUGCGAGGUCUCCAUUUGCAGUGUUCAUAAUCCACAUGAAGAAAUCCUCCUAACAAAGUGAUUAGGGGGCCAGGUGCUUUUGGACAAACUCCUUAGUGAUGUAGGAAGACCAGAAGCCCUUGGGACCAUCAGCACUUGUUCCCAAGGACAUAUUAAAUUUAAAGCACAAUGAGCUGCUCUGCAUUGCUGCGACUGUACCCUGGAGACCAUCACAGACUCCUGAUUGUCUACAGUGCCAUCACUCUUCGCCUGCUCAGUUCCAGGCCUCAACCUGGGCGUGGCUUAAGAGAAAGUCUGCACUUGCUGCAGCUGCCUGAGGACAGAGUCAGCAGCCAUGCCACAGUCAAAGAAGCCUACUUGCGCAUGGCCAAACUGUACCACCCUGACUCUGGAGCCCCCACUGCUGAUGCUGCUUUAUUCUCCCACAUAGAGGAGGCUUACAGAGUUGUACUAGCCCACCUGGCAUGGCAAAGGUCUAGAUCUCAGAAUACUGAGGAAGAGGAGGAAAAGACUCAAAGUCAUGCACCACAGCACAGACACUACCUCAGCUAUGAAGGUGUGGGCUCUGGAACACCCAGCCAGCGUGAACGACAGUAUCGGCAGUUCCAGAUGGACAGAGCUACAGAUCAGGUGUUGGAGUAUCGCUACAAAAUCAUGGAGAAAGCAGCAGCAGAAGAGGGAGCCAUGGUUUUGAGGGAUACACGCCUACGAAGCCGGAAGACCCAGAUAACACAGACUGUGGAGAGACUGGUUGAGGAUCUCAUCCAGGAGUCGAUGGCGCGUGGUGACUUCCACAACCUAAGUGGCGCCGGUAAACCACUCAGCAAAUUUGAACACAACCCCUAUGCUGACCCCAUGACCCACAACCUCAACCGCAUUCUCAUUGAUAACGGCUACCAACCUGAGUGGAUAGUGGCCCAGAAAGAGAUUAGAGAGACAAUUGAGAAGAUGCGCAAGAGACUUCAGGAAGUUCGGGGUAGACUAGGAAACCCAAUGAAACACUCGGAGCAGAUGCAGUGGAAAGAACACUGUGCCAUUUUCUCCGAAGAACUGACCAAGCUCAACAAGAAAGUGGACGAUUUCAACUUGAUUGUGCCGCUGAUGAGUUGGCAGAUGGUUCAUUUUAAUAUGAACAGAGAGAUGGAGAAAGUACUGAAAGCUGAUCAACAAGAUAGAAAGGAGAAGGAGCUGGAGAAAGAGAGGAAGCUCACGGAGGAGAGAGAGAAUGCAGCCACCUCUCAGCAGAACUCAAGGCAAGGACUUAUGAUGUGGAUGCAGAGUCUGCUCAGAUGAAAUUAUGUCUGAAAAAUGCUGUAUUUCAAAAGGAUACACAAGUCUUUUUACAAUGGUUUGCCAUUUAUUAUUAUCUGCUUAUAGAGAAAUUUGAGGAACUAUUUUAAAAGAGAAAAUGCAUUAAACAUGGCUCAGUUCUCAUGCAUGACUGACAAAUCACCAUCGUGUAAAUAAAAUCAUAUUUAAACUAA
Molecule: messenger RNA, 1737 nt
Organism: Neoarius graeffei (lesser salmon catfish)
Lineage: Eukaryota; Metazoa; Chordata; Actinopteri; Siluriformes; Ariidae
Gene: dnajc28
Product: DnaJ (Hsp40) homolog, subfamily C, member 28
Exons: 4
Coding region: 422-1546 (374 amino acids)
Source: RefSeq, a predicted model, not a curated record